CUGAUACAUUGGUCGAUAAAAGACUACAGCCCCCCACCCAGAACCUCGAGAAUCUGGGGAGGGGGACAGUGGAAUUCCUUUCAUCCUACAGUUAAACAAUGUAGAAAUGGAUGGUAAGCAUAAAAAUGACAAACAUUUAACAAUUCACUCUAACAACAAGUGUGAGCUACAGAUCAUUCGUCCCAAUGCAACACGGUGGAAUUCAACCUACCUUGCCAUUGAAAGGAUAAUACACAUCAUUGAUGAGAAGGGGGAAGAUGCCAUCAGGAGCAUUUGUGAGGAGUUCAAGGUGAAAAUGUUGAGUCCUGCAGAAGUUGCCUUCCUUAGGGAGUACUGUACCACCAUGAAGCCACUGGUGAAAACUUCAAACAUCCUUCAGUCUGAGUCCACUUCCUUUAUGGGAUGGCUCCUGCCAGUAAUCCAACAACUACUGUCCAAACUUAGCAGGCUGGAGACAUCAAGCAAGACAUGUGUGCCACUCAUCAGAGUCCUGCAAAAUGGCCUUCAAAAGCCUUUUGGACCGAUGAUAGAGGAUCCAGAGUUGGCUGCAGCUGCAGUCCUCUUACCCAAGUUCAAGACUUCCUGGACUGACAGAGCAGAUGUAAUAGAGGCUGCCUUGGCAUACAUUAAACAACAUCUUGAAACGACGGAGCAUGAGAGUGAGGAUCAGCAAAGAGAGUCAUCUGAUGAAGAUGAAUUCUUCUCCAGACCAAUCUCCAGAAGGCUGCAAAGUGCAGCUGAGCUUGAUGGUUAUCUUGCUUGUGCCACAGACACCAUGGAGCUGCUGCACUCCUUCUCAGCCAUCAAAAACCUCUCUCUUAAACUGAACACAGCUCUACCUGCUUCUGCUGCGUGUGACGACUUUUUAGCUGUGCUGGUUUACUCUUCACAGCCAAACGAAGUCGGAUAG
This is a messenger RNA of Oreochromis aureus, 910 nucleotides long. RefSeq lists its product as uncharacterized. The record is from RefSeq and is a predicted model, not a curated record. Lineage: Eukaryota; Metazoa; Chordata; Actinopteri; Cichliformes; Cichlidae. The coding region runs from base 107 to 910 and encodes 267 amino acids. The transcript is spliced from 3 exons.